CUGUUUUCCAACUGCGUCUUCCACUGUCAGUUAUAAGAAAUAUGGGGACAGUGGUACAAGCCUGGUCCAAUGUCCUAGUCUGGGUGGCCUGUCUACUUCUGGCAUGUUCUGGAUCCAAAGUCACUCAGCCUGAAGUGACUACCUCUCUGGGUCGCGUGAGAGGCCGGCAGGUGGGUGUGAAGGGUACAGAGCGGCUGGUGAACGUCUUCCUGGGCAUUCCCUUUGCUCAGGCACCACUAGGCCCUCUGCGGUUCUCAGCCCCACUCCCGCCACAGCCCUGGGAAGGCGUGAGAGAUGCCAGCACCAAUCCCCCAAUGUGCAUGCAGGACGUAGAGAGAACGAGUAACAGCAGAUUCACCCUCAACCAAAAGCUUCAGAUCUUCUCUAUUUCUGAGGAUUGCCUGAUCCUCAAUAUCUACAGCCCCGCUGAGACCACUGCAGGGGCCAAACUGCCGGUCAUGGUAUGGAUCCAUGGGGGUUCUCUGGUAGUUGGCUCUGCCACCUCCCAUGAUGGAUCAGCCCUGGCUGCCUACGGGAACGUGGUCAUAGUCACUGUCCAGUACCGUCUCGGCAUCUUUGGCUUCCUCAGCACCGGAGACAAGCACAUGCCUGGCAACCAAGGCCUCCUCGAUGUGGUGGCCGCUCUACGCUGGGUGCAGGGAAACAUAGCCUCCUUUGGGGGUGAUCCCAACUGUGUCACUAUCUUCGGUAAUUCUGUUGGUGGCAUGAUCGUCUCAGCCCUGGUCCUGUCUCCAGUGUCUGCGGGGUUAUUUCACAGAGCCAUAUCCCAGAGUGGGGUUAUUACCAACAAGAUAUUGAAGGAGAUAAACCCAUGGCCUGAAGCUCAGACUUUAGCCAACUCCUUGGGCUGCAGCUCCGUGUCCUCAGCUGAGCUGGUGCAGUGUCUGCUACAGAAGGAAGGAAAGGACCUUAACAACCAGCAGAAAAACGUGAAAAUUUCCUACAUAAGUAAUGACUCCUUCUUCCCACAAAGCCCAGAGAAGCUCCUAACAGAGAAGAAAUUCCCCACUGUGCCCUACCUCCUGGGAGUCAACAAUCAUGAGAUUGGUUGGCUCAUGCUCAAGGUCUGGAACAUCCUGGAGAAGUUGGAACACUUGAGCCGGGAGGAGCUGCUGGAGAUUUCAAGGCCCUUUCUGACUAGUAUGGAGGUGCCCCCUGAGAUUAUGCCCCUCGUCAUAGAUGAAUACCUAGACAAAGGCUCAGAUGCACCAGCCAUGAGGUAUGCCUUCCAGGAAUUGGUAGGUGAUACCGUGUUCGUCAUUCCUACCUUGAUCUUCUCAAAACACCUCCAAGAUGCUGGGUCCCCUGUCUUCUUGUACGAGUUCCAGCAUACCCCCAGUUCUUUUGCGAAGUUCAAGCCAUCCUGGGUAAAGGCUGACCAUGGGUCUGAGAGUCCCUUUGUCCUUGGAGGUCCUUUCCUCACAGAUGAGAGCAACUUUCUGGCCUUCCCAGAGGCCACAGAGGAAGAGAAACAGCUGAGCCGGACCAUGAUGGCCCAAUGGACCCAGUUUGCACACACAGGGAACCCCAACGGCAAGGGGUUGCCCUCUUGGCCCCAGUUAAACCAGUUAGAACAAUACUUGGAGAUUGGCCUACAACCACGGAUUGGGGUGAAGCUAAAGAAGAACCGGCUACAGUUCUGGACAGAGACACUGCCCCGAAAAAUCCAAGAGUGGCGCCAACAACAGAAGAGCAGGAAAGCGCCCGAGGAACUCUGAGGUGGGGCCUGCCUGGACCUUCCUCACUGGGGCCAACCCUAAGAGCGGUGGAGUCCCAGCAGAAGAGCCUCUUUCUGUUUCUACCCGGACACUUUAACCUGGACCAGGCAGAGCCUCUGCAGGACAGGCAUGGCACUAGUGAAAUGUCACCACACUGGUUUCUACCUCCGGACCCUUGCACAAGCUCCUGCUUUUUCCUGAGGUGUCUUGAGUCCUUGCUCCACGGCAAGGUCCAGCACACUAGUCAAGCUCUUCAGAGGGUCUCUUCUCCUGGGAAAGCGCCUCUGCCUUCUCUAGGCCCCAUGUGCCUAUUAGAACCUAUGGGAAAGCGCCUCUGCCUUCUCUAGGCCGCGUGUGCCUAUUAGAACCUAGCCUACCACACGCUCACAACAUCCACGUCUGUGUCCUUGUCCCUGCCAGAGAAGGGCUCUGAAAAUAGAAGCUGUAACCUCACUCUGUCACCACAGCAAGAUUAGGCAGGACCUGGAAGCAGGGAGUGUUUCAUAAAUGACUGACAGAAUCUAUGAUCGUGGAUUCUAGAUUUGAACCCAGACCCUUCUUCAGGCACCAAAACCAAUGUUCCAUCCCCGACAAAUGUCCACCCUGGCCAGGAAGGUGACCUCUAAAGGUGGAGGUCUUGGAGCACAGGGAGCCCUAGCUUCGAACAGACCUAGCACCUAGAGGUCUCUAACCAGGACCUAGACUCCUCCUCUCUGCUGACUGGUCUGCGCCUCCACACAAGGCAGAACAGAAUCCAGCAAGGUCGCCCUCACCAGAUACAAUCUUUCCCUUUAGGGCCCGGCCUCCAAUCUUACACACAAAGGGCAGGGACUCCUCCCUCGCCUCCCAGCAGCAGAAGACAAUGGCAACAGUCUGCCUGCACCUCAGGGGAGCUCCAGGACACAGCAGUGAAGGCCAAGACCAAGGGUCUGGACUGGUACAGCCCUCAGGUUUUCAGAGUAGGCUAUUCACGUCCUUUUUAAGAAUCAGUGUCUCAUCCCCUUAAAACAUCUGGAUUCCGAGACUGGGGAGGAGGGUACCACAGAGACAGAGCCUUGCUCAGUGUGCAAGAGGGACUAUUCGAUGCCCAGCACACACUCCAAACAAAUCUGGAUUUUGAUCGACUUCCAAAUGUCUUGCCCUGACCACACUCCCCCAUUCUACGAGCCCCAGUCCCAUCCAUAGCUUCUCGGUCAGACUGUAUCGUGGCUGCUGAUGGGUCUACGGAAAAUGUUUGUACCGGAAGCAGUUAUGCUCUGGGAAAUCGCUAGGAGCAAGGAGAGACGCAGAGCAGAGGGGCUCUGAGCCUUGGCACUCCCCCUAUUCCGGAGUUCCCCAUGAUUUUCUGGUCCUCUUGGGAUGAGUUCGAGGUCUUCCCAGUGCACUAAAGGUUUGCUGCUCUCAACCCCUUCUCCCACCAAAGAAGUUUGUCCCCAUAAGCUGACAGGGAGCCUGGCAGCUAUGAAGAGGGACCCAGUGUGUGUUUUUGGUGACACAAGAGAGCUGUGACAAAUAGGCCAUGUCUGACUUGGGGACAGAGGGCAUCUAAGCCAAGACCUAAAAGAUAAGCAGAGGUUACUCAAAUGGGCAAGCCAAAGUAUAAACAGUGAGAAGCACGGGGCAAAGGAGGUCCUUGGCAGAGGACUCAAUCGGAGAAAGGCCUUAAAGCAGUGGUUCUCAACCUCCCUAACCCUGCGACCCUCUAAUACAGUUCCUCACAUUACAGCAACCCCCAGCCGUAAUGUUAUUUUUGUUGCUACUUCACAACUAUAAUUUACUACUGACGUGAAUCACAAUGUAAAUAUUUGAUAUGCAGGAUAUCUGACAUUUGACCCCUGUGAAAGGGUCAUUCAACUCCCAAAGAGGUCACGAUCACCAGGUUAAGAACAGCUGGCCUUGAGGAAGACGCUGAGGCAAUACUACUCUAUUUGGACAGAGUGAGAUUAGAUUAUCAGGGACCUUGACUGUGAUUGGGUCUUGGACUUACGAGCAAGAGGACCCCAGGAAGACUCUACUCAGGAGUGACAUGAAUGGAUGUACUGUGCAGAAGAGGGGGCAGGACAGUAGAGUCGGGAAGGGAAAGCAGGGGGAUCCAGUGCAUUUUCCAAGAUGGAAACCACUGGUAGGCUCCUUUGUUUUGUUGAGACAAGAUCUCACUUUGUAGCCCAGGUUGGCCUGAAACUCACUGUGUAACCCCAGCAGGCCCCAAACUCACAGCUCCGGCCUCAGCUUCUCAUGAGCAGGGGUUGCAGGUGUGCGCCACCCCAGCAGGUUUCUGGUGGGCUCUUGAUUGACAGCCAUCAGACAUGAUGACUAACGAGAUGCAGAGGUGAGGGGAAAAGACUCUUGGGAUCAAUGUUCGCAAAGGAGCUGCUCAGGGAGACGAGGGUCUGAUGCGCAAUGGCUCUGCCCCCUGGCCUCAGGCUAUUCCACACCCACUUUGAUGCUGCCAACUCCACAGGUUCCUGGAGAAGGGGAAAGAAUCCACUGGUGAGGUCUCAGCACCUGCCUGGUAAGAGCCUCUCUGUACUCGAGGAGGAAUAACAUGGCUGGAAGAUUCCCUGGGA
Messenger RNA from Myodes glareolus (Bank vole), 4306 nucleotides. It is a transcript of the gene Ces3, whose product is annotated as carboxylesterase 3. Lineage: Eukaryota; Metazoa; Chordata; Mammalia; Rodentia; Cricetidae. The record is from RefSeq and is a predicted model, not a curated record.